Jatropha curcas is the source of this 2089-nucleotide messenger RNA. Its product is annotated as TCP-1/cpn60 chaperonin family protein. Gene Ontology annotation, biological process: protein folding. Gene Ontology annotation, molecular function: ATP hydrolysis activity; ATP binding; ATP-dependent protein folding chaperone. Gene Ontology annotation, cellular component: cytosol; chaperonin-containing T-complex. The record is from RefSeq and is a predicted model, not a curated record. Lineage: Eukaryota; Viridiplantae; Streptophyta; Magnoliopsida; Malpighiales; Euphorbiaceae.
UAUUACGCCCAGCCUGGCCCACUCAUAUGCUAAAUCGGACGAUACGGUGAGCUACACUACAUUACUCGACUGCUAAUAUAGGAGCAAGAACUUAACUAGACGCCCUAACUCAUUUUCGGCGGGAUCGAAGUCUGGAAAAACUCCAUCGAUCGUCUCCGUCAUUACUUCAGAUUAGUUUUGAGCAUCUAUAGUCGGCAGGUCUUCAUUUACCCCCUCUAAUGGCGAUUGAUAGAAUUUUUAAAGAUGAAGCUAGUGAAGAAAAAGGAGAACGUGCCAGAAUGGCAUCAUUUGUUGGUGCAAUGGCAAUUGCUGACUUGGUAAAGACAACACUAGGACCAAAGGGAAUGGAUAAAAUUUUGCAAUCGACUGGCAGAGGACGUGAAGUUACUGUGACAAAUGAUGGGGCCACCAUUUUGAAGUCCCUUCACAUUGAUAACGCAGCUGCCAAAGUUCUAGUUGAUAUUUCAAAAGUGCAAGAUGAUGAAGUUGGUGAUGGGACAACGUCUGUUGUUGUGUUGGCUGGGGAACUUUUAAGGGAGGCAGAAAAGCUAGUGGCAGCAAAGAUUCAUCCUAUGACGAUUAUUGCAGGCUACCGAAUGGCGGCAGAAUGUGCUCGUAAUGCUUUGUUGCAAAAGGUUGUGGAUAACAAAGAGAAUGAAGAGAAAUUUAAAUUGGACUUGAUGAAGAUUGCAAUGACUACUUUGAGUUCCAAAAUUUUAUCACAGGAUAAGGAACAUUUUGCAAAACUUGCUGUGGAUGCUGUUUUGAGGCUGAAGGGUAGCACAAACUUAGAGUCAAUCCAGAUUAUCAAGAAGCCUGGAGGUUCACUGAAGGAUUCUUUCCUGGAUGAAGGAUUUAUUCUUGACAAGAAAAUUGGUGUUGGACAACCAAAGCGCAUAGAGAAUGCAAAAAUUUUGGUAGCUAAUACUGCAAUGGAUACAGAUAAAGUGAAGAUCUAUGGUGCACGUGUUCGUGUUGAUUCUAUGUCUAGGGUUGCUGAUAUUGAAGCUGCUGAGAAGCAAAAAAUGAGAGAAAAGGUGGAUAAGAUAAUAGCUCAUGGAAUAAACUGUUUUGUAAACAGGCAGUUGAUUUACAAUUUCCCAGAAGAACUUUUUGCAAAUGUCGGGAUACUUGCAAUUGAGCAUGCUGAUUUCGAUGGGAUUGAGCGCUUGGCAUUAGUAACUGGUGGUGAAAUUGCAUCUACCUUUGACAACCCUGAGUCAGUUAAACUUGGACACUGUAAGCUCAUUGAGGAAAUUAUGAUUGGUGAGGACAAGUUGAUCCACUUUUCUGGUGUCGCAAUGGGUCAGGCAUGUACAAUAGUACUGAGAGGUGCAAGUCAUCACGUGCUUGAUGAGGCAGAAAGAUCUCUCCAUGAUGCCUUGUGUGUGCUGUCUCAGACGGUCAAUGACAGCAGGGUUUUGCUUGGAGGUGGAUGGCCUGAGAUGGUUAUGGCAAAGGAUGUGGAUGAGCUGGCCCGAGCAACUCCUGGGAAGAAAUCUCAUGCAAUUGAGGCCUUCUCAAGGGCACUUGUUGCUAUCCCGACUACCAUUGCAGACAAUGCUGGUUUAGACAGUGCUGAAUUGAUAGCACAGCUUCGAGCAGAGCAUCAAAAGGAGGGAUCUACUGCAGGGAUUGAUGUCAUCACUGGAUCUGUGGGAGAUAUGGCUGAGCUUGGGAUUUCUGAAGCUUACAAAGUUAAGCAGGCCAUACUACUGUCGGCAACUGAGGCUGCUGAGAUGAUUCUCAGAGUGGAUGAAAUUAUUACCUGUGCCCCACGGAGGAGAGAAGAUAGAAUGUGAAAUCAGUUGGACCUUUUGCCUGGAUGAGAACUUCUGUUGUAAUACUCUGUUUUCUUGGCAUGUAUUUUGCUUCAGUAGGACAUUGACAUUAACUGUUUAAUUCUAUCACUGAGGGUUUCUUCCUCCCAAAAUUUUUAUGUUGUGUUCAGGAAAUCGAGUGAUUUGUCGCGGAAUUGAUAUGUUUUGGAGUUACUAGCAAUUAAAUGUUGAGGUGUACUAAAAAGUUGAGAGAUGUUAUUGUGCUGGCCGUGUGAGUUGUGAAAAUUGAUCUUGAAACUUCGAAGGCA